This is a messenger RNA of Paramecium sonneborni, 340 nucleotides long. Lineage: Eukaryota; Ciliophora; Oligohymenophorea; Peniculida; Parameciidae. The record is from the annotation of a GenBank genome assembly.
AUGAAAAAAAGAGUAAGAAUAGGCAACAGAUAUAAUAAAAAAAUAGAAAGAAUUAAUCAAAUUUUGCAUUUUCUAAAGAAAAAAAAAAUCAUCAGAUUGUUUGAUUAUAUUAUCAGAAACUUAGUAUUAUAUCAGAGAGCAGUCAGUUUUUAGUAACAGAAAGAGAAUUUUUAUACCUUAAUAAUGAAAAUAAAUGUAAAAAAGUGUUAAAAUAAAUGAAAAAGCUGAUGAAUAGAAGCAUAUUAUAUUCGUUUGAAUAAAUUAUACAUUAAAAACAAAUAUGGUUAUUAUAAUGAAUACAAUAAAAUAACCACAACUAAGGCAGGAUGUUAUGUCAUGG